This is a messenger RNA of Octodon degus (degu), 2473 nucleotides long. RefSeq names its product family with sequence similarity 19 member A3, C-C motif chemokine like (gene Tafa3). Lineage: Eukaryota; Metazoa; Chordata; Mammalia; Rodentia; Octodontidae. Bases 449 to 964 code for a protein of 171 amino acids. The record is from RefSeq and is a predicted model, not a curated record. The transcript has 6 exons. Gene Ontology annotation, molecular function: receptor ligand activity. Gene Ontology annotation, biological process: positive regulation of microglial cell activation; neuroblast differentiation; negative regulation of microglial cell activation.
UCCACCGCCAGGGGCCGCUGCGUGCCAGCUGCACCCGGCGGGCGCCCCGCACUGUUCCCGAGAAGGCGGUGACGCCCGCUCCGGGCUACGGGAGCUGGGGCGGCCGGCAGCCCGGAGCAGCGGUGGCGGCUCAUGCUCCCAGGCCCGCUGGCGAGAGGCUUGGAGAGAACCAGUCGGCAUACUCACGGCCGGCAGGCUAGGCCGGAGCGACCCGGAGCCUGGAGCCCGGUCCUGCCGUCUUGGAGUCUCGAUAACUUGGCAAGCGAGGGACAGAGCUCUGGACCAGACAGCGCCUAAGUUGGGACCUGCCUUUCAGGUCUUGGUCCCAGGACGGCAGGGAGGAAGAACCUCAGGUUCGCAGGCUGGCCAGUGGGGCCGCGGAGGGGCAGGUGGAGUAAGUCUGAGGCCAUCAGAUGACCAGACAGACACUGAAGGAUCCCAAAGAAGGAUGAGCUGGAGGGCCAUGCAGAACUGGAGCCCAGGGGGCUGGCUGCUAGCACUUGUCCUGGCCAGGCUGUGGACCUGCCUGGCUUUGGCUUCCUUAGGGCCUCCAACUGCCACAGUCCUGGUAAAGCAGGGCACCUGUGAGGUGAUUGCCGCUCAUCGCUGCUGCAACCAGAACCGCAUUGAGGAGCGCUCCCAGAAGGUCAGGUGCUCCUGCCUUUCUGGCCAGGUGGCUGGUACUACGCGGGCAGAGCCCUCCUGUGUGGAUGCCUCCAUCGUUCUCCAGAGGCGGUGGUGUCACAUGGAGCCCUGCCUGCCAGGGGAGGAGUGCAAGGUGCUGCCGGACCUGUCCGGAUGGAGCUGCAGCAGCGGACACAAAGUCAAAACCACCAAGGUAUCCAGCCAGGUGGACAUUUCACCUACCCCUCCUCCUUCGCCUUCACUUGGGAUGGAAAGCAGGCAGAGGAGCUGCAGGACUCCAGGGUGGCAGUGUUCAAAGGAGGGAUUGGUCACACGAUAGCUCUUGCAAGUCAUGGCUGAGGACAGGUUUGAUUAAGCCCUGGACUGAAGAAUGGCACUUAGCCAUUGGUCAGCAAAUAUGGGGACACAUGCUUCAUGACAAAUGCAACAUCGGUCACUCGAGGGACAUUUGAAUCUGCUUGGCAGAUGUGAUGCAUCUCUAACCACCAUUCCUAGACUGCUAUGUGCUUGUGGAGACAAACACAAAGCUCAAGACACAAUCCUUGCUCUUAAGGAAUGGCCAGUCAAGUUGGGGAAUUGAUGGCCAAUAGUUUAGAUAAUUCAGAGUAUAUGUCAUGGCUUCUGCAGUGGGCAGGGUAGGGGCUUGGCGGUGAGACUUCCAUACCUCUUCGCCAUCUACUGACCUCAGGGCACAAAGGCAAGAGGUCACGUUUGGCAUCUUCUCCUCACAUCCUUCACAUCAGUCCUGAAUCUCCACCAAUCUGUGACCGUGUCGAAGGCAAGCACUCUCAUAUAUGCCAGGCAAGCAGGAUCUCAGAUGGGACGGAUUGAUUUGCAGAAGGCAGGAAAGAUGAAGUUGAACGACUUUCCAGCAAAACAUCUGCAGAGCGUAGCAUGCGUUGGGUGUUCAUUGGGUGUGGAAUGAGCAGGACCUUAGAAUCUUUCUUGCUCCUUCAAGCCCCUUGGGGUAUCAUUCAUUUUUUGUUUGUUUUUGUUUUUGUUUGCAGAACCAGGGAUUGAACUCAGACCCUUGCGCUUGCCAGGGAAGCAUUUAUUCUACUGAGCCAUCUCCCGGGCUCCCUCAUUUGUUUGUUUUGAAAGAUGAGGAAACUGAGUCCCACAGUGGUGGGGUGAUUUGCCCAAAUCUCACAACCCGGGUUCCCAAAUCUGACUGUGUCCUUCCACUAGAGCAGAUGUUGAUCCACUAGAGCAACCUGUUCCUUCCAUGUUAAUUUUUUUUCAAGUACUGGUCCCUGUAAAACACUGGCUGAGUAGCAGUACACUUUGCUCAGAACAUGCUAGAGUGUGGACUUCGACCAAAGCUUUGUUCUCCUGUCCAGAGUAAUCCAGAGUACCUACGCCCCAGGGUAUAGAGUCACUUGGUCUCCACUCUGCCCCUCACCCCCAAAAUUCCACACAGGCUGACAGCCUUGAGGUCACUCAGCCCAGUUAGACCCUGGAACUCUGAGCUUGCAUCACUGCUGCCUGAGGCUGCUCAGAGCCCUCAUUCCUCAGAGGCUGUGCUGAGACAGAAGCUGUGGCAGGCUGGAUCCUAGUCCAGAUUUGAGGGUCAGAACAUUCAGGCUGGCGCCUGUAAUGGCUUGGGGAUAACAAUGGGGCUCCAUGCCUGUGCGUGAUACUGGGGCCUUAGAGGGCAGGGUGUCAUUAGUGAUUAACCUGGGAGCUGUUGAAUUCCAACCCUUAGAGAAGGUGAUUCUGAUGAUGGUGUGAGGCUGAAAAUGUUUCUUCACCUACAUCACACAGCAGAGCUAAAGCUGUUGUUGGCUGACCUCACCUACCGCAGUGUGUUUGGAUUUUGUUUUUGGUA